GUAAUCAGUACAGCUGCCGGACCUACCUACCCCCCCCCUAAGUUCGCUGUCUCUCUCCGCACCCGACCGUACAAUCGGCUUUGCUCUGUCUGUUAAGUUCAUUUGGGUCUUCUCCUCACGCAUGUGCUGCUCGCCAUCCUGUGAUCGGCGGGAGUGGUGCGGACGAUCGAAGAGCGUCGUCCUGACCUCCACUCCCUACCCGUCACCUCAUCUCAGUAGGCAUGCGGUUUCCUGUGUCGGCGUCACUCAGUAGCUCUUGCAGACUUCUUUUCUCUCUUUUCGUACUCUUCUGUCUCUUCUCCUGCCUCAACAUUGUCUCCUGUUCCUGAUGCCGUGCGUGUUUGGAAGAGUUUGCCGGGUACAGUGCAGGGCGGCGGGCCACGGUCCCGCAUGGCAGUCACUUGGACGAGAAGGCCUUCCUCUUGCUAUUGCUUCCUUCCGUUCGGUCAAUGUUGAGAGAAGAGGGUACCAAGCUACGUGGGCUGUUUGAUUUUGAAGUUUUGAUCAUAUGGAGUGCAGUAGCUUCUGGUUGCAAUGUAUUUGAACUCGGAUACCUGAAUAGUGCGACCAUACGGUCUGGAGUUUCAGUGAAGUUUGACUCAGAGUAGAGCUCUGUGUGCUGGUGAUUGAACCCCUGAAGACGAUAGAAGAGAGGGGCUUCCAGUUCUGUUUAGACUGAAGAGGGUGUUGUCUAUGACCUUCGGCUUUGCAUCAAGAUUUCGGUCACUGAAUUGAGAACUAACAGUCAGUCUGAAGCUUGCGCGCUGUGUUGGUUUUGCCAGGGAAGAGCACGUUUUCUCUUUCAAGCGUUGUCAAAGUAAGGGUAAAAAAGAAAGGCAAUGGUAGAUAGGAUCAUGGGAGGAAUGCCAUAGGUUGGUUGGGAGGCAAGACAGGCAAACAAGCACCUUGGCUAGAGGCCCAAGUCCUCCUGGUAUCUGCGACUGGAAGAAGAGGCGUCGGGAGUGGCGGCGGCCGUGAUUGUAGAGGGUGGUGCCCACUUUGCUUCACCCCUCGCGGCAGGAAGAUCCUGCUGUGAAAGGGGUUUCAAUUGACCGUCAUGAUGAAGAGCAGUCGGCAGACCGUGGCAUCUAAACAUGUGUGGUUACUUACCAGAGCGGCAGGAGUGUUCACGACCGUUCUGCUUAUGCUGACAGCGGCCACCGUGUUUUCUGCACUUUGUCUCUACCCAAGUUCCGAUGUGCUUCAUGCUCAUUUAACGGAUAAGGGGGAUGGGGCCAGGUUUCUAUCUCCAUCUGACCAUGCAAUGGUUGCAUCAAGGAGGGUCCUUGACGGUGGUGAUGGGCCCUAUAAUUUGGCAGCCAGCUCCUCACCUGAUGGAGUGUUCCUGAGCUCUGCUCGCCGAGCUCUCGCGACAGCAGUCGUUCACCUUGGACGUGUGGCACGCAUUCUACAGGGUGUCGCACCUGACGGGCCUUCUGCUCCUCCUUCCAGUGCUCCUCCUUCCAGUGCUCGUCCUUCCAGUGCUCGUCCUUCCAGUGCUCGUCCUUACCGUGCUCGUCCUUCCAGUGCUCCCCCUUCCAGUGCUCCUCCCUCUGUUCCUUCUGCCGGGCCUCCUGCUUCUCCCGGGGCUGCGCCCUCCGCUCCUGCAUAUGGAAACUCGUCGAGCAGUGUGGGGAGUCCCCCCUCGUCUCCGGCUGCUACUGCUUCUACCCCCCCUCCGCCUCCCCCUCCACCUCCGCCCCCUCCUGCUCCCACUUCUAUCCCUCCCUCUACUCCUACAGCCACCCCACCGUCGACAGCUGAUUCGAGUCCACCCUUGCCUGCAUCGCCUUCAUCCUCGCUUUCCUCGCCAAUGCCAUCACUCCCUCCUUUGGCAACCCCUACGAACAGCUCAGCCGGAGGAGCAAAUACGACCCGGCCUACAGACUACAACGACUUCACCACAGCUCCGCAGCCUGACUACGGGAAUUACACUGCGAAUCCGACAGAUUAUGGGAAGCCAAGAAAUAACACCGUCACUCCCUCCAGCUCCAGUCCCACUUCACAAUUGCCUUACUACUUCGACCCUGUCACUGGUAUUCCUGUGCCGGUGACUUGGGCGCCCCGAUCAGCUCCAGCGAGUGCGCCCCCGUCAACCUUCCCGGACUACGCCCCCAAUUCCACUGCCGCUCCACCGUCGCUGAAUAACGAUGACCCGGAUAAUGUUGUUCCGACCAAUCAGACAUUGUACAAUCAAACAUGGUUGAAUAUGACCUACCCGCCUUUGACGCUGGAAGGGAGGCCAAUUAUCACGCUUCCCCCGUCCAUGUUUGCCCCUGCGGAAAAGCCCAAUGUGAGCAGCGCAGGCCUUCCACGCACGAAGCACCCGCUAACCUACCUGAAGCACAGCCAACAGCCCAACUUCAUUGUGGCCUUGGAUGGCAGUGGGGAUUUCACUGAGGUGCAGGCGGCCAUUGAUCAUGUACCGUGGGAGUCGGAGAGUAGGUACGUGAUUUUGGUCAAGCCUGGGCACUACUUCGAACGGAUAUGGAUUCCGAAGAAGAAGCCCUUCAUCUCGCUUGUUGGCUGGGGUAGAGAAAUAACCACCAUAUCUUUCAAUCUGACGGCCGACAUCAUGACCAGUAAAGGCGAUGCUAUCAAGACCUACUUUUCCCCAUCGGUCAUUGUCGAAGGACGCGGCUUCAUUGCACGUGGAAUUACAUUCAGGAAUGAUGCGCCUAGGCCUCCGUUUGGAUCGCUCAUCAGUCAAGCCGUGGCCAUUCGAGUGACUGCAGAUCAAGCAGCCUUCUACGACUGUUCUUUCGUUGGAUGGCAAGACACGCUGUACGCUCACAAGGGCAGGCAGUAUUACGAGAACUGUGAAGUCUAUGGCAGCGUCGAUUUUAUCUUCGGAAAUGCCGCUGCGCUCUUUGAGAACUGCUCAAUCUUUGUCCGUGGCACAGGCUGGGUGACGGCUCAGAGUCGUAAGUUCCCGGAGAACAGAACAGGAUUCGUAUUUAAUGGGGGCAGUAUCACACGUGCUGUGGACGGAGACGUGAGUAUUGGAUCGUUGCUGGGUCGCCCAUGGGGUUAUUUCUCCCUCGUACUGUUUGCAAAUACGUUCAUGGACUACUUCAUUCUCGGAGAAGGUUGGGGACGUUGGCUUGGACGAGAGAAGCACUCCAUCUAUGGAGAAUUCAACACAUCGGGCCCGGGUUCUGUUGCUGGGAAUGGUACCUUCCGAGUGCCAUUUGCCUGGAACUUCAGCGAGGCGGAGGUGCGGCCGCUCCUCGGCGAGCCUGGUCGACGACCGGGGUUCGACUUCAUCAUGGCAGAUGAGUGGAUGGAAGUUCCGCCCAACAUCCCUCCUCCUCCCCCGCCAAGCGAUUCCAUGCCGUCGUCUUUGCCGAACAUAUCUAUGGUGGAAAACAGCAGCGCAGGUCCACCCUGGCAAUCAAGCCCCGGGGGUCCACCUCUGGGUUCGAUCCAGCCGGUUCAGCCGAGCUCACCCUGGGAAGCGCAUGAAUCAAGUGCAGGUGGUCCGCCUCCAUUUUCAACCCAGACUGUUCAGCCGAGCUCGCCCUGGGAAGCGUAUGAAUCAAGCCCCGGUGGUCCACCCCCGGUUCCAACCCAGGGUUCAGCCCAGACUAUCCAGCCGAGCUCGCCCUUGGUAGCAAAUGAAUCGAGCUCCGGUGGUCCACCCCCUGUUCCAACCGAGGGUUCAGCCCAGACUAUCCAGCCGAGCUCGCCCGUGGUAGCAAAUGAAUCGAGCUCCGGUGGUCCACCCUCGGUUCCAACCGAGGGCUCAGCCCAGACUAUCCAGCCGAGCUCGCCCGUGGUAGCAAAUGAAUCGAGCUCCGGUGGUCCGGCUCCAUAUUCAACGCAGAGUGUUCAGCCGAGCUCGCCCUGGGAAGCGUAUGACUCGAGCCCUGGUGGUCCCCCCCCGGUUCCAAUCCAGACUGUUCAGCCUAGCUCAGGGGGAGGCAAUCAGCCGUUAGCCGUUGGAAGCGAACCGCAAUCGGGACCAGGAUCUGAAGCUGCAUCUGAUGCUGGAGGUGGUGCUGUUCCGUCCUCUGUAGAACAAGCUGUACCGUCAUCGUCUAUAGGGCAAAACCAAGAGCCAGCAGCCUACAUGACACCUGCUGUGUCAUCUGACAUGAUGCCUGGCCCAGGUAGCCCGGGUGGCGGACAGCUGACGGUUACUCAUAGAGGAAGGAAGGACUAGCCAUCCACGCAGAGGCAUCCUCGGUGCACAGAGUGAUUGCAGGCAGGCUUGCUACCCUGUUGCAUGUCUCCAUGGCUGGGAGAAAGAAGCCAGGUGAGAGUGCUGGCACGUCUGUUUCCCGUUUUUCCCCCAUGCACUCAAACGAAGAAAAUAUAUAUUUUCCAUGAUGUUAUUGCGUGGGUUCCCCAACAAUGGGAGAGUAGGACACAUCUGCAUUUCACUCUUUUAGUUUCACGACAGUGGAAUAAGGCGGGCAAGGAGCAGAGUAAAACAGGAGUACUUCAGGAUUCCCCAACAAUGGGUGAGUAGGACACAUCUGCAUUUCACUCUUCGGUUUCACGACAAUGGAAUAAGGCAGGCAAGGAGCAGAGUGGAACAGGAGUACAUGAUGGUGACGCGUGAUGAUGGCUGACAGGCUCUUCCCGUGCAAGUCGAAAGCUCCAUUGACCUUGUGAUGAAAUAAGGGCGGGAAUAAAGAUCACCCUCGGUUCACUCUUUCCUGUUCUUUCAGCAACAGAUGACAAGAUGGCAACGUUUGUCUGCAUCCUCCCCUGGCCUUGCUUCUGAUAGGGGGUUUCUUGAAGUCUGUUGUAGAUUGACUUCAAGUCUUUCUCAAUCGAGCGUAAUAAAUCUUCCAUAAGAGAUGAAAAGCAGGUAUCGCUCACCUGCCCGUUGCAUGCGUUUCAGUCCACGAGGGGAAUAUCAAGCUCAGCUCUGCAUAACCGCACAUUGACGAGUGCGGUGUGCUGUCAAGUCAUCUGAUCGCCUGGUAAGAAGGUAUGGUCUGUAGAACGUGUCCGGAUGGAUGGAUAUGAUAUGUACUCUAUAUAAUUGCCUGAUCAGUGGGUAUAGCACCUGGUCAAUUGCUGCAUGUAAUGAGCCCUGCGUUGCACUUGGUGUCGUCUCUACUUGCUGCUAGCUUGACCCUCCAAGGUCCAAUUGGUGCAUAUAAAACGAUAGAUGGUUAUGUUGUUAGGAAUUGGACCAUCCAGGUGAACCCCUGUGUAUCAGUGUGUAACAACAAUGUGAUAAGCGGGGGCCGCUGCGUUGCACUUGGUGUCGUCUACUUGCUGCUAGCUUGACCCUCCAAGGUCCAACUUCAUUCUGGUUUGUUUUGUAGCUGCAUCACAUUCAGACAUCCUUGUAAGCCAAGUAGUUGAGAUUAGGGAUCGCUACUGCCUCUGUGUGAAAGCUUCGGAUAAAGAUAUUUCGAAUGU
This is a messenger RNA of Chara braunii, 5382 nucleotides long. The record is from the annotation of a GenBank genome assembly. Lineage: Eukaryota; Viridiplantae; Streptophyta; Charophyceae; Charales; Characeae.